Trypanosoma grayi is the source of this 2085-nucleotide messenger RNA. RefSeq lists its product as hypothetical. Lineage: Eukaryota; Euglenozoa; Kinetoplastea; Trypanosomatida; Trypanosomatidae. The record is from RefSeq and is a predicted model, not a curated record. The transcript has a single exon. Bases 1 to 2085 code for a protein of 694 amino acids.
AUGCUUAAUAGUUUCCUUGGUUCGAAUAGUAAUAGCAUUGGGAAACUGUGUGCCUCGAGCUCCACCACCGUGAAUGAGGUGCUUGCGCGCGAUGAUCUGCUGUCAUACCUGCAAAUGCAGCGUGAUGAUGAUGGGGGAACAACCGCCGUAUUGGGCUUUGUGGAUCGGUGUGUCUCCACACUCAUUGAGAUGGCGCUUCGAUCAUCUUCACCAAAGGAACGAAGCCCCAUCCGUCAGGGAAGUAAGUGGGGACGUGCGAAUGAGAGUACAAAUUGUCCCUCGGGUCUUUUAAACACAAAUGCGGUAGAACUGAUUGUGUAUCACAUGGAUCUCGCGCACGAGCCGCAAUACAUGAUUGUCCGCAUUGUACCAGCAACAAUAGCCGUACUUGGAAAUACAGACGCAAUGACACCGUUGGUGUCACGAUGUUUUCAACGCAUAUUAUUGGGAGCAUUCGAUGUGGACCCGAUUGCUACAACUACUGCUAUUGCUUCUGUAUUAGAUGAACAGAUUAUUCAUGGCGCCGUUCAAAAAGCUGCAACUAAUUUUAUUGUAGCGGAUACAAUAGUGGCGCUAUUUGGAUCCGCCCUAAGAGCUUCAAGUAUGGUUUCCCCCGAAACUAGAACGCAAAUCUUCACAGAGGCCUGGAUUCAACUGGGGUUUCCGCAGUUGUUAGCUUCUUAUAUGUCUGUUGCGCUACGCACAAAGGAUCAUCAGCCCUAUUUUUAUUUUUUGAAAGAGCUUUUGAAACGAGGCUUUAGCCAUAGCGCGGGGCCAGUGGUUGAUGUGCUUCUUAGAUAUGAGGUAAUGUCAGAGUUUGUGAGGGUCCUUCUUGAAGCAUGUGAAGAGGCAAGAACGAUUUCAAGUGCUGUUCCACUUGCUGCACAGGGUGUGGAGGUUCUUCACUCCAUCAUUGUACUGGUGCGCAGGUCUCUCAUACCUCUCGAUACCAGAGAUAUGUACACUGCAAAUGUGAUUGAUGUCGUACCAAUCAAGUGUCUAAAAAUAUACGCCAAACGUUUCGGUGUACUUAUUGGUGCCGAAACAGAAGUCAAUGUGUACCGUGUCAAUGGAAUGCAAGUGGCGCUUUGUGAAGUAUUUCUAGAACUCCUCCGAUUUCGUGCCCGCGAUACUGAUGAAAUUAUUACGGAAUCGGGAUAUUUGGAAGGAUUGGUGACAAUAAGCGUUAGACACCCCGAGUGCAACAGAUUGUCCAUGCUACUACGAGAAGCCAUCCUAUCCGUCUUUUCGGAAGACCAAAUGAAUGAAGAUAACAUCAUUUUGAAACAUUUAAAGUGCGCAGUGGCUGCUUCAAAACGGAACUUUCUAUCCGGGUGCCUCAACCUUUGCGCAACAGAGGCGCUGCGCAACACUUCGUUGAGCGCAUUUAUGAUUGAUGCGUGUCGAACGCUGGUUGGAAAUAGACAAUAUACAACGGAACCGCUGGGGUUGUUGCGGCGCUUGCUUGGGCCGUUUCUCGCGAACCCUGCUGUUCAGAAGAGAAUGAAUGACAUGGAGAGACCAAUUACAGGUGUGGGUUUUGACGCUCUUGGUUCGGCUUGCCAAGGGAAGGUUCAACAUCGGCCCCUCAACAACCACACUGGCAGGCAACUUUGCGUUCGCAGCGAUUCUCUGGCGUCACCUUGUGGAAAGGAAUUCUUCGUUGGCGUACCUGGCGAGCCCGCGGGGGAGAUGGACCGCGCAGGGGCGGCGUAUGUGGUGGAGGCGGAGGGCGUGGACGAAGACCUAUCUGGCGAUUUGCCGCAAAAUGAUGUGGAUUUUUCUGCGAACGAGGCCCUCCUCAGAGAGGGAGAAGACACCGUGACGGUGGAUAUGGAGUGGGUGGAUGAGGCGGUAGAAAGGGAGGCAUCACCCCAGGUGCGUGCAUACCCGAAAUUUUGCGAUAUGUUUAUGUCUUUCGAGGCGCAAGACGCCAAUUUUUUAGGAGAGGCAAGAGACCCCACCGCUGCUGGAACCUACCUUUCCCAUAGAACUAACUCGGCGGGUUCCGCGGAUGGGGAUGCAUUUGUACACGAAGCAAUCGUGACUUUGGGCCGCGCCCUGCACGCAGAACCCGAGCGCUAA